Molecule: messenger RNA, 1386 nt
Organism: Didymodactylos carnosus
Lineage: Eukaryota; Metazoa; Rotifera; Eurotatoria; Philodinida; Philodinidae
Source: the annotation of a GenBank genome assembly
AUGACAAAUACAUCAUCUUUAUUAACAAAUGAAAAUGAUUUUUGUUCAAGUCCAAAAACGGUUACCCAUUCGGAACUUGAACGUUUAAUGAAAGAUACAGCUCAUUUACGUGAUCCAUCACUUAUAUUAGAAACUCCAAAUGUUUAUGAUCAAGCAGAAAGAAUGAAAUCAUUGGGAAUGAUUGACUAUGAACAAACACCUCGUACAAAAUUCUAUGAUCAUUAUUCCAAAUUUGACAUUAUCAAUUCUUAUUCAUCCGAUGAUCAUAAUGAAAAGCCAGGAAUGAUGAUAUCACCACUAACACCAACGACAACUACAAUUUCAUCUGUCGGAUCAUUUCAUCAUUCGUCGUUAAAACGAUCGUCUUAUUCACCAUCAAUGCUAAUAGCUCAAAAGCAUGUUCCAGUUGAAAAAGAAUUUUCAUACUAUAUUAAAGAUAAGGAUAUUGAUCAUUAUAGAAUGUAUCAAUCACCACUACCAUGUUCUCAUGAACAAUUUAAAAGACAACAUAAUCCUGAGAGUAGUUUAUGUUCGAUGUGUUGUCAUAGUGGUAAUCAUAGUCCAACAAAUUAUCAUAUCAAACCGGAGCCUAUGUAUUCAUAUUCGACACAAUCAUGUCCUCAAACACAUCCUCCUUAUUGUGUAAUGAAUUGUACAUCAGUUCUCCCAUUUAAUUAUCCAUCACAAUAUACACAAAUGGACGAUUCAUAUCUUCAUUCGCGUACAUCACAAUCAUACACCAUCGAUGGUAAUUGUUCAUUUCCUUUACCCCAACCAAUAUUCUUUUCCGAUGAUGAUCAACCCCAACCGCGAACAACAUUUUCUUCUUCUUGCUCAUCUUCAUCAUCUCCUCUACUAGAAAAAUGUCCAUCAACAGAAUUAUCGCAGACAGAUCAUUUUUUAUGCGAUGAUGAAAAGUCAAAUGUGAUUCUUGAUUAUUCAACUCAUCCAACAACAAAUUUAUCAGAAAAUCAUUUUUGUUCAACUGCUCAAAAACCGUUAAAAGUUCAUAUUACAAAAACUCAGGUAGAAAAACCAAUUAAAAAACGUUUGCCAAAAAAGAAACAAAAUAGUGUCUCAAAACGAGUUAUGGGAGCAAAUCAUCGACAACCAGUCUUGCAUAUAUGUAAAUUUGAAGGAUGUUCAAAGACUUACAAUAAAAGUUCACAUUUAAAAGCGCAUGAACGUACUCAUACGGGAGAGAAACCUUAUGCAUGUCCAUGGAAUGAUGGCGUUACGGCGUGUGGAUGGCGUUUUGCUCGAAGCGACGAAUUAACUCGUCAUUAUCGAAAACAUACUGGCGAUAGACCAUUCCAGUGUAAACAAUGCGAUAGGAAAUUUGCACGUUCAGAUCAUUUAACGCUUCAUAUGAAAAGACAUACUUAA